ACAAAUGAAAAAAAUUUAGAUUUGAAAGCUUUCAACAUAGAAAAAACAAAAAAAAAAGUCUCAAAAUUUUUGAAAAUGUAAUACAAAAUUUUUAAAAGCAAUAAAACACAACCAUUCUUCGAUUAAAGAUAAUAUGAGCUUUAGAGCUCACGUCAAACGCAAUUUGUCUUCGUCAGCGGCAGCCAGUACGCUCUUUCAAUCCGAUUUGAUCUAUGUCACGGCCAAACAUGAGCCAACGAGCAAUUUCGUUAUAUCGCCAGUCGCCAUACGCUCGCUACUGACCAUAAUCAGCAUCUCCGUCAUACGAGAGCCCCAUCGCGAACUGCUCGCGGCGAUGGGUUUGAAGAGCUCUCAUCAGGGCGUACAAGAGUUCAAAGCCUGCCGCAAUGCCAAUAAGGACGAGUUUGUCUUCACGCAGCACAAUGCCAUCUAUGUGGAUAACCGUUUUGAGAUCGAUAUGGCAUUCCGCGUUACCUGCUUGGAACAAUUUCAAACCCGACCGGAGAAUAUUAACUUUGAGCAGCUAGAAAGAAUCACACAUCACGUUAACACCUGGAUUAAUGAACAGACGGAAGACCAAAUCCGUACACGUAUUGCAGCUGACACAAUGGAUGUACUGCAGCAUAACUUGCUCAUAAGCAUUGGCCGUUUUGAGAGCAAAUGGCGGAAAGCAUUCCCGAAGAAAUUUCUAACUAAAAGCGAUUUCUGGUUAACGCCAACCGAGAAGGUGGAGGUGCCUAUGAUGCACGACUACUGCGAAUUACCAUUCGGUGAGUUGGACGAACUGAAGGCCACGGCACUGGUAUUACCUUACCGUAAUUUAAAUGUGAAGCUCAUCAUACUCAUACCCAAGGAGAUCGACGGUUUGCCGAAACUGGAAGAGGACCUGAAGCUGCAACGCGUCGAUAUCACCGUCUUACCGUCGGUGUUGAAGACGAGAAACGUGAAAUUGGGUAUGCCCCGUGUCAAACUGGAAUCGAAUCUACUCAUUAAUGAGAUAUUAAAGGAGCUUGGCAUAAACGCGAUAUUCAACGAUUGUAUCGACUUUACGCGCCUUCUAACGGCCUUUAACAUAACGAAGAUAUCGCAAAUAAGGCAUAUAGCCGCAAUUGAAAUCAACGACGAUGGCACCGGCGCAUCGUCCGCAAAAGUGUCCUUUCUAUUGACCGAAAUCGAAAAGUGCACCGAAUUUGACAUCAAUCGGCCAUUUUUCUACGCUGUUACGGACAACGAGCGCAUCUACUUUGGCGGCCAUAUUACGAACACAAGUAAUUUCAUAAGCAUGUAAACUCAAUCAGUUAUAAAAAAUUUAAAUGAAAAUGGUAUUUCUUGUACCUAAGGACUUGUUUAGU
Bactrocera dorsalis (oriental fruit fly) is the source of this 1352-nucleotide messenger RNA. RefSeq names its product antitrypsin. Gene Ontology annotation, molecular function: serine-type endopeptidase inhibitor activity. Bases 134 to 1288 code for a protein of 384 amino acids. The transcript is spliced from 4 exons. NCBI's taxonomy places the organism in Eukaryota, Metazoa, Arthropoda, Insecta, Diptera, Tephritidae. The record is from RefSeq and is a predicted model, not a curated record.